Naegleria gruberi is the source of this 5565-nucleotide messenger RNA. RefSeq lists its product as uncharacterized. Lineage: Eukaryota; Heterolobosea; Eutetramitea; Acrasida; Naegleriidae. The transcript is spliced from 2 exons. The record is from RefSeq and is a predicted model, not a curated record. Bases 1 to 5565 code for a protein of 1854 amino acids.
AUGGCAAUAAUACAAAGAAGGACUGCAACAAUUGCAUCCUUGUUGAUUAUUGUAUUAUGGUAUUGCUUCUGUACUCAACACAGCAUUGAGGCGAGUAACCCAAAAGUAGUGGGUGUCGUAUCAACUAUUGGAACUGAUCAAGAUAAUGUGAAGACUUUGUAUGACUUUGGACCCGAUUGGAAUGAAGGUACAUACGCUUACUGGGGUGUUUUCAAUGGUUUUCAAUCAGGAACAAUCUUCUUUAAUGGUGACACCACCCCAUUAUUGGCUGGGUUGAAUCCAUCCAACUAUAUGUGUGUGGUAAUGUAUUCGUCAAACAAACCCUCAAAUGAAAUUGUUCAAAAGGGUUGCCUCUAUUCAUCAAAGCAAUUAGAUAUAUUCUCAGCGACUGCAUCAGCAUACGGCUUUUAUGUUACUGUUAGAAAUUUAGGUUCGGUAGUGAUGGCUGAGCAAGAAUUUCCACCAGGAACAUUCAUUACAAGAUUAAACCUAGAAGCAAUAACAGUUGAAAAUGGGGCCAAAGUUGUUCAUUCCAAUGCAACCAAUUACGUUGCAUGGAGUGGUAUGGCACGUUUAGAUUUCAAGGAAGCUGAUUUUUUGGUUGUGGUUGGUAAUGCUCAAUGCUCUCUCUCAAGUCAGGAUACUGACAAAUUAAUCUUUGAAGAUUCGUCCGAGUUGACUCUUCCACAUACAUGCGAAAUGACUUCUUUCGCUGCUCUAUACACUGCAACUUAUGAUUCAAUGACCUUGGGAAAAAAGCAAAUGAUAGAACAAAUUAACCAAAGAAGUACAUUCAUAAAGAAGGUUAUCAAGUCAUCUACUACUUCCUUCUGGGUAUAUGGUAAUUUUGUUGACUAUACUUUAUUUGAUAAUGAGAGACGCUAUGGAAAACAAGCUCCUUUCUUUAGUUAUUAUGAAAUUGACCCAAGCAAUACCCAACCUUUCACACGGAAACACAGUACGUAUAUUUCUUCGUUUCAACCAACAUACUCGGCUGAAGCAAACGAUAUGAAAAUAAUUCCAGCUGACGGACAAAUUGAAAUAUACAUUGUUGGUUAUGUGGAAAUACCAAGCUCAUUUUUAUGUUGCUUCUUGAAGAUUGGUACUGCCGAGCCAUAUCGAGCUAGAAAGCUAGAAAUUGAAGGUGAUGUAGUAUUUACAGGAAUAGAUACCAACACAAAUACUCAAGAAGUAAUCGUUACGGGUCACUUUGCAGGUACAAUUCAAAUUGGUUCCACCAAAUUGACAAGUAGUGGAGGACGAGAUAUUGUGGUUGCUGCUUUCAAAAGAGUUACUUUAGAUGCUGUUUGGGCUAUUAAAGAAGGAGGCUCAAACGAUGAUUAUUCAUAUGGAAUUAAGAAUAAUAAUAAUGAAUUCAUAUCAAUUUUUGGCAAACUUGGCUUGAAUCCAAAAUUUGAUGGUAAGAAUGUAUCUGUUUCUGUGUCAACUGCAUCAAACGGAUUCAUUGCGCAUUUAUCAGAUCCUAAUUAUUGUUAUGGAAUUGCUAGUAAUACUGAGACUGUUUGUAAUGGUCAUGGUCAAUGUCAAAAAGAUGGCAGUUGCCUUUGUAGUUCAGGUUUUGGAGAUCAGUGUGAAUUCCCAACUUGUAACGAAAUACACUUUAAUGAAACAAAUGUUUGUAAUGGGCAUGGUAACUGCACUGAUUAUGAUACUUGUUCCUGUAAUGAUGGAUGGACUGGUGCUAAUUGUAAUAUACCUGUUUGUUUUGGUGUUAGUGAAGGUGAAAGUUGCAGUCAACAUGGUUCCUGCAUUUCAAAUAAUACUUGUCAAUGUAAUAAUGGAUGGUUUGGAAGUAACUGCUCAAUUCAUUCAUGUAAUGGAACAAGUUCACAAGAUGAGCAAAAUAUUUGUAAUAAUGGCAAUGGUAUAUGUGUAUCUGCAGAUAUGUGUUCAUGUAACCAAAAUUGGACAGGUCAAUUCUGUGAAAUUCCUAAAUGUUUUGGAUUGAAUUCAAGUGAUAUUUCAGUUUGUUCAAGUCAUGGGCAAUGUAUUAAUGCUAACACUUGUAGUUGUAAUAAGGGAUGGUUUGGAGCUGAUUGUUCAAUUCAUUCAUGUAAUGGAACAAGUUCACAAGAUGAGCAAAUCGUUUGUACUAAUGGCAAUGGUAAAUGUGUAUCUACAGAUAUGUGUUUAUGCAAUCAAUAUUGGACUGGACAAUUCUGUGAAAUUCCAAAGUGUUUUGGAUUACCAGCAAACGAUUCAAAUGUAUGUGCUGGUCAUGGUAAAUGUCUCUCCCCUGAUGUUUGUUCUUGUAAUCCUAAAUGGUUUGGGGCUAAGUGUAAUUUCCCAUCUUGUUUUGGAAUUCCAUUUUACAAUUCUUCAGUUUGUUCCUCCCAUGGCCAAUGCAUAACCUUGGACACAUGCAAAUGUCUAGAUGGAUAUGAUGGAGAAACUUGUUCCUCUCAUUCAUGCUUUGGUUUUAAAUCCAAUAAUGACUCGAGAGCUUGUACGAAUGGUCAAGGAAAAUGCACAGGUGCUAAUCAAUGUACUUGUUUGGAAUCCGAAAGUGGAAGAGCAAUAGGUCCACAAUGUGAAACGAUUUUAUGUAAGGCAGGAGUUGAUAUGUGGUUACCACAAAAAGAUCCAAAAGUUUGUUCUCAACAUGGUAUAUGUAAAUUCAACAUGUCAACUGUUGGAUGUUUUUGUGAGGAAGGUUACGAAGGGCCAAUAUGUCAGUAUCCAAUCUGCUAUGGAAUUUCAUCGAAUUCAAAGAAAGUUUGCAAUGGAGUUGGUAAAUGUAAUGCUCCAAAUAACUGUUCAUGUUUUGAUAAUGAUAUUGAUGGUCACUUUGUUGGAACAAAUUGUGACAAGUGUAAAAUUCCAUACUCUGGAAUUAAUUGUACUGUUAUUGAAAAGUGUAAUGCUACAUUGAAAUGCAAUUCACAUGGUACAUGUGAUGACUAUGGUUUCUGUACUUGUUUCCAAGACGAAACUAACGGUUAUUGGAAUGGAACUAAUUGUAAUACUUGCAAUGAUGGAUUUUAUGGAGAAGAUUGCAUGACUCAAUUGUCCAAUGUACAUUUCAAUAAUGAAGGAAAUGGAUUACUUUUCCAAAUGACCUCUCCAAAUCAUUUCACAUCCUUAAAUGUUGAUUGUAACAAUUUAUUAGAUUCUUCAAGUAUUUCCUCAUUUGGUUCAAAUGUAGUUUGUAGAUAUUCUAAUAAGACAUCCAAUGAUUUUAUUAUUGAAUUGGGAACUGAUAAUUCUAUUCAAGUUGAUCAAGAAAUUUUAUUGAAUAGAAAUGUGUUUAAUAGAAACAAAUUAGGAAAUGAUUAUCAAUCAUUCAAAAUUGGAAAUGCUGAAAAUCCCAUUCCACCAACAAUUUUAAUUUCUCAAAAAACAACAUAUUCAAGUUGUGAAAAUAUUCUAUUGGAUGCAAGUGAAAGUUAUUCCACAGAUGGAAAACAAAUUUCCUAUAAAUGGGAAAUUGUAUCUUCCAACAUGAUGACACUUCCAAACAAUAAUUCAAGCAAACUGUCAAUCACCUAUGACAGUAUAAAUGCUGGAAGUCAUACUUUCAAACUGACAACUACAAGCCAAAGUUUGAAAACAUCCUCAUCCAAGCAAAUCACAUUCCAAAAGUUGAAUUAUGCAACACCUGUCAUUUCUAUUGAAGGAAAAUCUCCUGAACAAAUUCCACCUUCAAUAACACCAGCUAACUCGCCUCCAUCAAAAUUGAAUAAGGGAACUUUAUUAAGCGUACAAAGUAUUGUUUCGAGUGCAAGUAACAAUAUUAUUAGAGAAUGGACAAUGAAUGGUCAAUCUAUUCCUUCAGAAUUGACAAGAAAUAUGAGAAUGCAACUUUCUGAGUCUGACGAAUUAAUUUUGGACACAUCUUCUUUGACAGAAGGUGCAACUUAUCAAAUUUCUUUCAAAGUUACUAAUGUUGAUUCUUUGUUAUCUGCUUCAUUGAAUCAUUCAUUUGUAAUCAACAAAUCACCAAAACCAUGUGACUGUCAAGUGUCACCUUUGAGUGGUAUUGCAAUGACAACAAUAUUUACUUUCAAUUGUCCAAAAUGUCAAAACGAUCAGAAUAGUAAUACUUUUGAAUAUGGUUUUAUUGAUGACUUUUCAAAAUCCAACUUUCCACUUUCUAAAACAGAAGAAUUAUAUCAAAAACUUCCAAUGCCAAAUUCUGGAAACAAAUUAGAUCUUUAUGUCAAGGUAAUUGAUUCAUUGACAGGAUCUAGCUCCAUAACAACCAAACAAGUUACCAUUUCUCUUCCGGUUGUCAAAAGUUUAGCAGGAAUCAAAAAGUUAACAGCCUCAUGGAACCAAAUAGCAACAUUGGCUCCUGUUGGUGAUUAUCAACGAAGUGUUUUCAAUACUGCAACCAUUUCUAGAACAAUGAAUUUAUUAUUUAAGAGUAUAAGUUCAAAGAGAGAUUUUUGUAAUGGAAAUGGACAAUUUAAAGAUGGGAAAUGUGUUUGCAAUUCUGGAUUUACAACAAGUAAUUGUAAAUGGUCCACUGAAGAUUUUGAAUUUAUUCAAUCUUUAAUUAGAGAUUUAUUGAAUGAUUUUAUGGGUUCAAGUCAAAUCAUGACAACCGCUUCAGAAUCAACAAAUAGAAAUUACAUUACAAAUUUAUUAUUUGGAUUGAAUUCAAUUUCACAAAAUUCUGAAUAUCUUUCUAACCAAAUGGUCAACUCUAGUUUAAUUUUAUUGAGAGAUGCUUUGGUAUCAGUUCAAUCAAGUACCACCUUUGUUCUGUCUAGAGGAGAUUUGGUCAACUUGCAAAAUAUUUUGAACUUACAAGAAAAUUUAAUGGAUGGUGAAAAAUUAUUGGAAACUGUUGAAUUAUUAGGGCAAGUUUUAUUGAGAAAUGUUUUAAUUGGUCAAAUACCAUUUAAAUUUGAAACUAACAGUUAUUUGACAGUUUUAAACAAACAUUUCAAGAAUCAAAUGAAUGGAAUGAAAUUCGAAAGUGAGAUGGUGAAUAUCACGUUACCAUGGAACAUUUCAUCUCUCUUGAAAACUAAUUCAAUCAAGUCACCAAUCAAGUACAGAUGGAAUAUUCAAAAAAAUACAGACACCAUUGCAAUUGCAAAUCAACCUGGAAAGAUAAUAUCAAUCAAUUCAGUUGUGAAUAGUUUACAACUUGAUCCUUCACCUCAAUCUUAUUCGAAAUACUUAUUCGACAUUGAGAUGAAACAAUACGACAGUCAGGCAGCUUAUGUUUGUGCUAACAUUGGAUCAGCAUCAUUGGAAACUGAUUGUUCCAUUUCUAUCAAGAAUAACCAAAUAGCAACUUGUGAAUGCUCUUCAUUAGGAUAUAAUCUUGUAAUUCUUGAAUACAAAUCCAUUGAAAAUCAUGUAUCAACCUCCUCUUCAUCAAAUUCAAAUAUAAUUGUCAAAAAACCUCCAACGAGCAAUCCAUUAAUGUGGUUAUUAUUGUUACUAGUCCUCAUUCCACUUACUGCCCUACUAAUUGCAGUAAUUGUAUGGUUUGUAGUAAAGAAACUGGGUAAAGAUAAGAAUAAUACAAGAAAUCCAUACAUGCAAACACAAGAAAGCAGUUCUACAAUUGAAUUGAAGCAUGUUUAA